This is a messenger RNA of Aspergillus mulundensis, 1635 nucleotides long. RefSeq names its product sugar porter family MFS transporter. The transcript has 4 exons. Gene Ontology annotation, molecular function: carbohydrate:proton symporter activity. Gene Ontology annotation, cellular component: membrane. Gene Ontology annotation, biological process: transmembrane transport; carbohydrate transport. The record is from RefSeq and is a predicted model, not a curated record. The coding region runs from base 1 to 1635 and encodes 544 amino acids. NCBI's taxonomy places the organism in Eukaryota, Fungi, Ascomycota, Eurotiomycetes, Eurotiales, Aspergillaceae.
AUGACCGUCAGCAAGGUCUCAUCGCGAGACCAGGCUCACCAUGAGUCUGUCCAACGACGCUCCCAGGCCGUGGCCGAGCAGGUUGCCGAACAACAGAGCUGGCUCGAGAAGACAUUGAAGCCCAAGACGGUUUCAGCGAGAUAUCCAUUCACGGGCAAGCCACUUCUAUAUGCUACCUGUGCGUUUGGAAGUCUGGGAGAUGCCUUGUUUGGGUACAACUCUGGAAUCAUGUCCGGACUCCUCGUCAACCCGGUCUUCAUUAGCCGGUUCUUCAAGGACUACGGCGGCGCAGACGGAUCGACCGAUACCGUUAAUUCGUCCAUCACCGGUAUCUCCGUUGCUUGCUUACAGGCCUCCGCCGCCGUCGGCGCUCUGAUCGCAGGGCGCCUCGGUGACAUCGUCGGGCGAAAGAAGUGCGUCCGCAUCGGCGGGUUCAUCUACUUCUUUAGUGCGUUUAUCCAGAUGUUCGCGCCAGGGUUCGCUACGUUUAUCGCCGGACGAACGAUCCAGGGACUCGGUGUUGGCUUCCUCUCUAUGACCGUGCCGAUCAUUCAGACAGAGAUUGCCCCACCGCAUCGCCGUGGUAUGAUGGUCGGAAUCGAGUAUACGUUUUCGAUUGCCGGCUAUAUGUUGAGUUGCUGGGUUGACUAUGGCUUCAAUUUCCUGCUUCCGGAUGCGAUGUCAUGGAAGGGUCCGUUCAUCGUCCAGAUCAUUCUGUCUUUUAUCCUCUUGGCCAUGUCGUUCUUCCUUCCAGAGACACCGCGUUGGCUGGCGAAGAAUGGUUUCAUGCAGGAGAGUCUGCAGACAGUCGCCGAUCUCCAUUCCAAUGGCGAUACACAGGCAGAGCACGUUCAACAAGUCUACACCGAGAUUCAGGAAGCCGUCAUCUAUGAGACGAACCUUGGCAAGUCUAGUUGGACGGAAAUGUUUACCCGCUACCGUAAACGGACGAUCGUAGGCAUCACGGUCCAGAUGUUCGCCCAGCUGAAUGGAAUCAACAUCAUCUCCUUCUAUCUUCCCACUACGCUUGCUUCUGCUGGGUUCGAUGAACGAAAGUCUCUUCUGUACACCGCCGCCAAUGCGAUUCCCUACACAGCUGCCACUAUCGUUACAUGGUGGCUGGCAGAUAGCUGGGGCCGUAAGCCUCUGCUGAUUACUGGAGGUCUCGGAAUGGCCGUCCUCCUCGCCAUAGUCUGCGCCUUCACGCAAGCCGAUCUCUCCAUCCAGACCAAAGCCUCGGGCCAAUACGCCUUCGUGAUGCUGUAUAACAUCGUCUACGGCUUCACCUGGGGCCCAAUGCCCUGGCUCCUCCCAGCCGAGAUCUUCCCGCUGCGAGGCCGGAGCAAGGGCAUGGCGCUCGCAACAACAAGCAACUGGAUCUUCAACUUCAUUAUCGGCAUGGUCUCGCCUGAUGCUUUUGCCGGGAUCCACGGAUACUUCUACAUCAUCAUCGCGGGAUUCUGUCUGUUUUCGUCUGCGCUCGUCUACUUUUAUUAUGUGGAGACGGCAAAUGCCAGUCUCGAGGAAAUUGCGGGCUUGUUUGGGGAUCAGGCGUUUGAGGAUGAGGGUGUUCUUGGUCUGGGAGUCGGUGGUGGAAUGGAGGUUCGGAGGGAUGGGGGGAAGGAGGUUGUUUGA